AAAUACCAAUUACAAUCACUUAUUUCAAUUUUGAUUGAUCAGGACAAGAAUAAGUGAUAAGUGAAUAAUAAUAAUAAUAAUAACAAUAACAAAUGCACGGAAUUUACCGGAUUCUGCAACGUCGCCGCAACCCUCUAAGGGCUGCAAUAUUUCAACAAUUCCAUGGAAAUGGAAUUUUUAACUUGAACAAGAUAUCUUCUGGCUAUGGAUGGGUCACAUCCUCUCCACCACCUAUGCAACAGAAAGGAUUGGAGAAUGUUACAGUUUCAGAGGUAUUAAUGACAAAGGGGGAAGAAAAAGUGGGUUCCUGGCUUUGGUGCAGAGUCGAUGAUGCUGUUAUUAAUGCAAUGAAGAAUAUGGCUGAAAAUGAUAUUGGAUCAUUGGUGGUACUUAAGCCAGGGGGCCAACACAUAGCAGGCAUUGUCACAGAAAGAGAUUGCUUGAAGAAAAUAGUUUCACAAGGAAGAUCACCUUUAUACACACAAGUUGGUCAAAUAAUGACUAAUGAGAAUGAUCUGGUAACUGUGACAUCUGACACAAACAUUCUAAGAGCAAUGAGACUUAUGUUAGAGAAUCGCAUUCGACAUGUUCCAGUUAUAGAUGGGAAAAUAGUUGGCAUGAUUUCAAUAGUAGAUGUGGUGAGAGCAGUGACGGAGCAGCAAAGUGGAGAAUUGAAACGACUCGGUGAUUACAUUCGAGGUGAAUACUAUUAAGUUAGCAAAAGGAUUCAACCAUAUGUACAGAUUUGAUGAUAUGAAAUUGAUGUUGUAUAAAAAGAAAAGAAUCAUAUAAGAAAUUGUAUAAAAAGGUAUGUGUUUGUGUCAUCUGUCAAGAGAGAGGAUCAAUGUGUUUUGUGACCAAUGACCAUGUGAGCGAGAGUAACGUGCAAUCACACAAGCAAACUGCCUUCCCUUCCAA
This is a messenger RNA of Cicer arietinum (chickpea), 918 nucleotides long. RefSeq names its product CBS domain-containing protein CBSX3, mitochondrial. Lineage: Eukaryota; Viridiplantae; Streptophyta; Magnoliopsida; Fabales; Fabaceae. The record is from RefSeq and is a predicted model, not a curated record.